CUCAGCCACUCUUCGGACCGCAGAUAAAACGGUUCAAUCCCACCCUACCUUCUUCCUUUUCAACCUCAUCACCUUUGUCCUGCACGAAGGACUGAAACCGCCUUUUUCUCUCUUUUUGGCAAGACCCCACGGGCCUGAGAGAGGCCCGUCCGCGCAAUACAAUCAUGUCCACCGCAGUGUCUUCCGCCGUGGCAUGUAUUCAGCUCGCAGCAGUCUUCUACUACCAGCCGCAGCAACAGUAGUUACGAUUCCCAUCAAAACCACCUUCAUCCCGCAGACCUCUAUUUGCAAUCUUACGAUCCGCUCUACCACCCCAACCCCCUUUCCUACUCUCCGCAGUCGUCCCUAGAAUCACAAAUCAACCCAUCCGGUGAUGAGUUCACUGGCCUCGAAUCCUGGGAUACUUGGGCUACGCUCGAUGCCAGUUAUUAUCAGCCAUCGAUAGCCAGUUCGACUGCUCUCUAUCCGACACCUGUUAUAGAAUCACUGCCUACACCUGUCAAUAAUGAUUUCACUUCGAUCCUGGAACUUCAUGACUCUCAAGAAUUCCUCCAAUCCCUUGAUGCUGGUCUAACAUGUCCUGAAGAUUACUGUCCUGAGCCCGCUACCACUUUGCCGCCUCCACCUGCAACCAUGACAUCGUCCCCCAGCUCAUCGUCUCCUUCCAGCGAGUCUGUUCCUACUCCAUCAGUUUCUGGCCCUGCAAAAUCCACCAGCACCUCUCGCAUUGAGAAGCGCCAGCAGAAUACACUGGCUGCUCGCCGGUAUCGGCAAAGGCGAGUGGAUCAGCUGAAGAGUUUGGAAGAGGAACUGCGCAAAGUGAAAGAGGAGCGUGAUGCACUAAAGAUGCGCGUCUCUAAGUUGGAAGGUGAAACGGAAGCCCUGAGAUGUCUUGCCGGACGGCAAAAGAAAUAGUGACCUAUCGCUCUAUGCUCUAUACUUCUGGAUAUGUAGAUUAGUGACAUUAUAAUUGAGAGGGAUCUUGCCGUCAUAGUUCGUCCAUUUAGUGCCCCCUUCACCGUAGGAAAUAAUUAAUACCUGUAAGGAUUACAGGGUAAGCAAACUAGAUCAUCCAAGCAUGGCAGUGCAAAACAGUGAGAAAAUUGUAUGUGGGGCUCUGACGAUGUCGACAGAUAAAUUUAAUCCUUCAUGUGUAGGAUAUAGAAUCUUUCAGAGAUGGAUUUCUUCUUCAUGCCCGUAGAAAUUGUGGAGUAACAAACGGAGGGCAAUUAAAGUGGAUUCAAACUGACCCUAUCAAUCAAGGUUCCGUGGAUCGUCCGGAGGGGUAACAAAUAUCAUACUCGGUAUCUGUAUGACAUUUCAGUACCGUAUGGGGUAUCAGUGAUAUACAC
Molecule: messenger RNA, 1352 nt
Organism: Aspergillus pseudonomiae
Lineage: Eukaryota; Fungi; Ascomycota; Eurotiomycetes; Eurotiales; Aspergillaceae
Exons: 2
Coding region: 634-915 (93 amino acids)
Biological process (GO): regulation of transcription by RNA polymerase II
Cellular component (GO): nucleus
Molecular function (GO): DNA-binding transcription activator activity, RNA polymerase II-specific; RNA polymerase II transcription regulatory region sequence-specific DNA binding
Source: RefSeq, a predicted model, not a curated record